This is a messenger RNA of Astyanax mexicanus (Mexican tetra), 1817 nucleotides long. It is a transcript of the gene txlnbb, whose product is annotated as taxilin beta b. The transcript has 10 exons. Gene Ontology annotation, molecular function: syntaxin binding. The record is from RefSeq and is a predicted model, not a curated record. The coding region runs from base 121 to 1782 and encodes 553 amino acids. NCBI's taxonomy places the organism in Eukaryota, Metazoa, Chordata, Actinopteri, Characiformes, Acestrorhamphidae.
ACCAGAUUAUUUUGAGGUCUGCCCAUCACAGCUGCUGUUUUUUGCAGGAGCAGCCACACAGAGCCCCUCUUCACUCCUCGUCUGUCUUCUUCAGUAGUGCUGUCGUAGUAUUUUCUAAGAAUGGAGAGUUGCAGCCAACCUGUAGAUCUACAGGCCCCUAAGAGUGACCUCACUGAAGACCUGAGUAAACAAUUAGAGGAUAUCAUCAGCACCUUUCAGGACACAGAGAAGCCGCCUGAGACUGAAGAGCCAGAGGAGGAGCCACUCACAGAAAUAAAAGAGCCUGGCAAGGCCAAGGAUCAGAAGCUCGAAAAGAAAAUGCUUAAAGGCCUUGGCAAGGAGGCCACACUUCUGAUGCAAAGCCUGAACAAGCUUGGUUCCCCAGAGGUGAAACUGGAAGCCCUCAUCAAGAAGCAUGCAGAGUUGCUGGAAGAGCAUCGCUCAGACCACAAACAGUUGAAGAUGCUACAGAAGAAACUGCUGCAGGUGAUGAAGGAGAAAGACCAGCUUCAGAGUGAGCACAGCAGAGCAGUACUGGCCCGCAGUAAACUCGAGGGGCUUUGCAGGGAACUGCAGAGACACAACAAGACCCUCAAGGAGGAGACCCUUCAAAGAUGUCGUGAAGAUGACCUGAAAAGGAAGGAGAUCACCACUCACUUCCAGAACACCCUUACAGACAUCCAGGUCCAGAUUGAGGAGCACAGCAAUCGCAACAACAAACUGUGCCAGGAGAACAGUGACCUAGCUGAGAAACUCAAAGGCCUCAUUUCCAAAUAUGACCAGCGAGAGGCGAAUCUUGAAAAAGUGUUUAAGCACAGAGACCUACAGCAGAAGCUGUUGGAGACAAAACUUGCUCAGGCAAAUGUGAUAAUAAAGGAUGCGGAAGAGAAGCACAAGUUGGAGAAAGCGCAUUUGCUAAAGGAAGCUGCUGAGGCCAAACUUCAAGUGACACUAAUGAAGGAACAAGAGAUGGACAUGAAGGCCCAGCUUGCUAUGUAUUCUGAGAAGUUUGACGAAUUCAAAGGAACUGUGUCAAAGAGCAGUGGUGUGUAUGCCAGCUUCAAGCAAGACAUAGAUAAAAUGUCAAAGAAGAUGAAGAAGCUGGAGAAAGAGGCCAAUGGAUGGAAAUCACGAUUUGAAGCAUGCAAUAAAUCUCUUGUUGAAAUGGUUGCAGACAAAGUGUUGAAGGAGAAAGAAUUUGAGCUCUUCACACUCAAAAACCAAAACCUGGAGAAGCUUUGCAGGGCAUUGCAGGACGAGAGGAAAAAUCUUUAUCAGAAGCUUCAGCAAAACCAGCUGCCUGGAACUGAAUCUGACAACCUGGACCUUCAGGAGCCCUUAGGGGGCAGUGAUGGAAGUUUGGAGGCCCAGAAACCUAAAGCAGAAGAAGAAACCAAAAAUGUGGUGGCAGAGGAAACAAAAGUGGUCCAUUCAGAUCCAAACACCCCUAAAGAAGUGCUAAAUGACCCUCCUAAAGUUGCAACCCCCCUUACCAAAAAGCUGAAUAAUCUGAAGGCAGAAAAGGCCAGACUUGAAGAGAUAGCGACAUCUUUUAACAUCUCUAACGUACCUGAACAGCCUGCUCUGCUUGCAGAGGCCUGCAGUGUUUCUGAACACUCUGAGACCACAGACUCUGUGCAGGGGCCUGAGGACCCUACAGAGGCCAUCGAUGAUCUCGCUGAUCUGGAGUCUCAGCUCAAUGAAGCGCUCAGCCUCUCUACAGAAGCAUGGUGUGAUGAAAAUCAAGAAACCAGAGACAAAGAAAUGGAGACAGUUGACUGAAUAUAUUGAAUGUCAAUAAAAUGUUUUACACAACA